Gossypium raimondii (Peruvian cotton) is the source of this 1784-nucleotide messenger RNA. Its product is annotated as protein S-acyltransferase 8. The record is from RefSeq and is a predicted model, not a curated record. Gene Ontology annotation, molecular function: protein-cysteine S-palmitoyltransferase activity. Lineage: Eukaryota; Viridiplantae; Streptophyta; Magnoliopsida; Malvales; Malvaceae. The transcript has 5 exons. Gene Ontology annotation, biological process: protein targeting to membrane; peptidyl-L-cysteine S-palmitoylation. Gene Ontology annotation, cellular component: endoplasmic reticulum; Golgi apparatus. The coding region runs from base 259 to 1536 and encodes 425 amino acids.
AAGUAAGAGGGUUCAACACAGGCGUUUUACGGAUUCAAUCAUCACCCAAUUGAGUACGAUUCUUUCAGUGUGUGCUUGUGAAGCUUUUCGCGAGGAGAGGUUUUUGGGAUUUUCUGUCUUUUUUUUUCAAAAAUAGAAAUAUAUAUAUAUAUUUUAAAUGAACUGAAACUCCCGCACAAGUUUCAAAUCCUCCCAACUCAGUUCAAGCCUAGUUCAAUAAAGCUACAGUAGGGAAGAAGAGGCUUUGAAGUUUCUCUAAUGGAAAAGAGAGUGUAUGAAGUUUGGAAAGGAAGUAAUAAGUUUAUUCUUGGUGGGAGGCUGAUAUUCGGGCCAGAUGCUAAGUCUCUGCUCGUUACCUUAUUGCUGAUCACUGUUCCUGUUAUUAUCUUUUGUGUAUUUGUUGCAAGGCAUCUUCGGCAUGCAUUUUCUCCAUAUAAUGCGGGAUAUGCAAUUCUGGCUGUAGCAAUUGUCUUUACUAUCUAUGUGUUGAUUCUUCUUUUCCUCACAUCAGCCCGGGACCCAGGAAUCAUACCACGCAAUUCACAUCCACCAGAGGAGGAGUUCCGCUAUGAUUCUUCUGUUUCAGCUGAGGUUGGGGGUAGGCAAACACCCAGCCUCCAAUUCCCUCGAACCAAGGAAGUUAUGGUUAAUGGGGUUCAUGUACGGGUGAAGUAUUGUGACACGUGCAUGCUUUAUCGUCCUCCCCGUUGCUCCCACUGUUCCAUUUGCAACAAUUGUGUGGAGCGUUUUGAUCAUCAUUGUCCUUGGGUGGGCCAAUGUAUUGGAUUGCGAAAUUACCGGUAUUUCUUUAUGUUCGUUUCUUCGGCAACUCUUCUCUGCAUCUAUGUAUUCUCCAUGUCAGCAUUGUACAUCAAGGUUCUGAUGGAUGAUCACCAAGGAACAGUUUGGAAAGCAAUGAAAGAAUCUCCUCCAUCUGUCAUACUAAUGACAUAUUGUUUCAUCGCACUGUGGUUUGUUGGCGGGCUUACUGGGUUUCACUUGUACCUCAUCUCAACAAACCAGACGACAUAUGAAAAUUUCCGAUUUAGGGCUGACAAUAGAAUCAAUGUUUACAAUCUGGGUUGUCCAAGUAAUUUUCUUGAAGUAUUUUGCACAAAGGUAAAGCCCUCAAAGAACAAUUUCCGGGCUUUUGUUCGAGAGGAGGUGCCAAGGCCUACUUUACAAAGUAUUCAGGGAGCAGAAGCUGAAGAUCUAGGCGGUGGUGAUCCACGUCCCAAAGUAGAGGAUGAUCUAGAGAUUGGUGAAGAUCUAUUGAAGAUCUCCCAGCGACGUAAUAUCGAGGAAAUUGAUGAGGACAUCCGCAGUAGAGGGAGCAAUGGCCCUGCUCAUACCGCCUUGGAGGUUGAUGCUAUUCUGGAUUCUGAUCAUCGAGCUCCUACAAUUCGAUCCGAAACUAGACACUCGAGUUGGGGAAGGAGAAGUGGUAGUUGGGAAAUCGCAACCGAUGAUGUGCUUUCCAAUUCCAAAGUGACGGAAAGCAGAAGCUAUAUGACGGGGAAAGAAGGUCGACAAUGAUGGGGUUAAUUUGUAUAGAGUUGCCACUGCAUGAAUUGGCAUGCGGUUAGUGUCUUUGGAUGUGUCUUUGUAAUUGUUAUGAGAAGAUAAGUGAAUAGUUGUCUUACUUUUACCCUCUCUCUUAGUAUUGUUGAAUGAUAUGCAACGUUGGGUGGAAUGUCUAGUUUUGGUUUUUGCUUCUUUUUUAUUUAAAUUUCAGUUUGUAAAAAUAUUAUUUUUACUGCUCCAAACAUGAAAAUUAUUGAAAA